GGGUUUGAUUCCAACCUGCAGCCCUUUACUGUUCGUGGUUUCCCACUCUCUUCCAGUUUCCUGCUCUAUCCACUGUCCUGUCUUGUGAAUAAAGGCACAAAAUCCCCAUAAUAAUCCUAAAAAAAGCCACCUUAAAUCCAGCAUGGUGUUGAUAUUAAUGAGUAAAUGCCCCAGUUAGAGUAACACAGACAACUUAUCAGUCAGGAUUGAUCUUUGACUCGUCACGUGAUGCAAUUGCCACAUGUGACAUCAUGAUUAAUUUGUUGCUUAAGUUUAGUUCAAACGCUUGCAGAACCAAUGACACAUCAGUCUCUGCUUUUUUGCAACCAAACUUCUAGUUAUGAAGUAAUAACUGGAAAGAAACCACUCCAUUACACACAAAAAGUAAGUGUUCAUGUGCAUUUUCUGUAUUAUAUAAUUAAGGACAAACAGUAAAGGAGCUUUAUCUGCUGAAAACACACAUUUCACAUUCUGGUCAUAUAACUGCAACUUUAAAAAUGCAGAUUUAUGACAUGUAUUAACACUUGGCAUAAAAAGUGUUGAGAUACUAAUUAAUUCUAGCGUGCAUAAAAGCUCAAUUUAUAAGGUCUAAACCUGUAUGGUGUGAGAGGUGUAAAAUAACUAACUCCAUGUACUUGACUUCAUUGAGCAGAUCAGCGAGCAUAUAAAGUUACUAAAUCAUAUUUCUGUUCCCUCCUCCAUUGUGUAAAGAUUGAAAAAAAGCGCUCAGGUGAGCUUGUCUGCAGGUAUAAAGAGCGUCUGGUAGCAGGCGGGACAGAGCGGAGCUGUGCUGGUGGAGUGAGGAUUACCUCUCCCAGAGCAGAGGAGCGCCUAUCAGAGGAGUGUGUGGAAUCUUGCUGAGCGACUUACUUGAACCCUGCACCUAAACCAGCUUUUUAUCAUCUGAGGCAACAUGAGAGAGUGCAUCUCCAUCCAUGUGGGCCAGGCAGGUGUGCAGACAGGAAAUGCAUGCUGGGAGCUCUUCUGCCUGGAGCAUGGCGUCGGGCCUGAUGGCGUCUUCCUUGAUAAUCCAGCAGAACCGAACUCUCGUGAAGACCCAUUCAACACUUUCUUCAACACAGGGAGCUCUGGGCAUCACGUACCCAGGGCGCUUUAUGUGGACCUGGAGCCCACUGUGGUUGAUCAGGUGAGAGUUGGAAAGUACAGAUCGCUUUUCCACCCCGAGCAACUGAUCUCUGGAAAGGAGGAUGCAGCUAACAACUACGCUCGUGGUCACUACACUGUGGGGAAAGACAUCAUUGAUGGAGUCAUGGAGCGCAUUCGCAAAAUGUCGGACCAGUGCACCGGCCUGCAGGGCUUCCUCGUCUUUCACAGCUUUGGAGGGGGGACCGGCUCUGGCUUCACCUCUCUGCUGAUGGAGCGUCUGUCUGUCGAUUACGGAAAGAAGUCGAAGCUGCAGUUUGCGGUCUACCCGGCUCCACAUGUGUCCACAGCUGUAGUAGAGCCCUACAACGCCAUCCUGACCACCCACACCACCUUAGAGCACUCCGACUGCGCCUUCAUGGUCGACAACGAGGCCAUCUACGAUAUCUGCCGUCGCAACAUGGACAUCGAGAGUCCCGGCUACAUCAACCUGAACAGAUUGAUCGGUCAGAUUGUUUCCUCAAUCACAGCCUCUCUACGGUUUGAUGGCGCCUUGAACGUGGACCUCAUGGAGUUCCAGACCAACCUGGUCCCAUUCCCUCGUAUCCACUUCCCGUUGGUCACAUACGCGCCCAUCAUCUCUGCUGAGAAGGCGUACCACGAGCAGCUGACUGUACCCGAGAUCACGAGUGCCUGCUUUGAACCGACCAAUCAGAUGGUCAAGUGUGACCCCCGCCAUGGAAAGUACAUGGCGUGCUGCAUGCUGUACCGAGGGGAUGUGGUCCCAAAGGAUGUCAACGCUGCAAUUGCAAAUAUAAAGACCAGACGCUCCAUUCAGUUUGUGGACUGGUGCCCCACGGGCUUCAAGGUUGGCAUCAAUUACCAACCUCCCACUGCUGUCCCUGGUGGAGACCUUGCCAAAGUCCAGAGAGCCGUGUGCAUGCUGAGCAACACCACUGCCAUCGCGGAGGCCUGGUCACGUCUCGACCACAAGUUCGACCUCAUGUACGCCAAGCGAGCGUUUGUCCACUGGUACGUGGGAGAGGGGAUGGAGGAGGGAGAGUUUGCAGAAGCCAGAGAGGACCUGGCGUGUCUGGAGAGGGAUUACGAGGAGCUGGGUUGUGAGAACACUGAUUCUGAGGAUGAGGAUGAACAAGAAUACUGAACCUCAGAGCUCCAACAGCUGCACUGCGAUGAUGUUCAUCUGUACUGAGUAAAUCAUUGUGACAUAC
Molecule: messenger RNA, 2336 nt
Organism: Notolabrus celidotus (New Zealand spotty)
Lineage: Eukaryota; Metazoa; Chordata; Actinopteri; Labriformes; Labridae
Gene: tuba5
Product: tubulin alpha 5
Exons: 5
Coding region: 914-2269 (451 amino acids)
Biological process (GO): mitotic cell cycle; microtubule cytoskeleton organization
Cellular component (GO): cytoplasm; microtubule
Molecular function (GO): GTP binding; structural constituent of cytoskeleton
Source: RefSeq, a predicted model, not a curated record